Molecule: messenger RNA, 2442 nt
Organism: Trichoderma asperellum CBS 433.97
Lineage: Eukaryota; Fungi; Ascomycota; Sordariomycetes; Hypocreales; Hypocreaceae
Source: RefSeq, a predicted model, not a curated record
AUGUCGUAUCCCACCAGGUCUUUUUCGUCGCAUAUGCGCGCACCAAGCAGUUCAAUCGCCUCAGCUCCACAGUCACCAGCACUGUUGGCUCGAAUUGAAGAGAAGAAGGCAGAGCUUGAGAAUCUCAAAGAGCUCAGAGACUUGAGCGCAGCAGUAGCAACCCAGAUGGAAGCUCUAGAAGAGAAACUGUCCACCCUGUCUGACGGAACAGAGGCUAUUGCUGCUGUGGUUGGCAACUGGCAUAACGUGCUUCGUGCCAUCAACAUGGCUUCAACUACACCGGCGACUGAGGCCGGCGACUUUGAACGAUUGCGGAAUGGAGGCACAUUUGACGUUUGCUUUGGGGCCGACCUUUUUGGGCGACCCGCCAGCUCUCGUGACGUUUACGAGUACGAGAAACUGCCUCAUCUUCCGACAAAGCAAAUCACCUCGUCGAAGCGGAAUUUAGCGGGGGGUAGUGUUGACCAGGAUCCCUGCCCAGGUCAAUGUCACGGCCAGGGUCGCCAGGCAUCGGAUGUUGCCUUUGCUAAUGGGCUGAAGAAACAUGUCGUGGCAACAUCCCCCUCGACCCUUUGUCGAGCAGCCAAACCAGCCUCACAGCCAUUUCGACGUCGGCCAGCGGUUGAUUCAGAGACGUUCCGGCCUCUCGACUCAUUGCGAGAAGCAUCUGCGCUGAGUGUCAACAAGCACAAUUAUGAGAACACGGGGUCACCGUCCACUCGUGAAUCUCCAGAGCGCUUCGCUGAAGUAUACGACCUGCUGAAAGACACGGUUACCGAGCGCUCCAUCUGGGAGCAGGUUAAGAAACACUCAGCCGGUCAAUUUGAAUGGCUGAUGACCCAUCUGCCGUCUCCAGACUCAACCAUCCACGACAGCUCCUCUGAAGAGUACGCUACAGGGGACGGGACGCACGGAGUCCACGAUACGGUAUACGCUUGCAGUCUAGUGUUGCAGAAGAAGCGAGGGCUUCAUAGCGACAGCGAGUGCCCGCUCAAUUCAUAUUAUUUGCUGGCUACGCCAUUGCAGUACAGCGCCAAUUGGACUGUGGAAAUGCAGGAGCCUCGAAUUGUGAACGACGAGGACGAAUCUGUUACCUGGGUAGACAGGAGCCGCCCAGGAACGCCGCCAAUGAAGGUUCCGGAGAUUGUAUAUGCUGUUGAAAAUGCAGUAUCGCCGACGUUUACGGCAGUGAGUGAUAGAAGCUUUGGCGAGAGCUCAUCAAGGACCACAUCAUUCUCACUGCCGCGGAUUGAAGACUCACUGGAGGAGCUGGACCGGCUGGAGGAUGAGAUAGAGGCACUGAAUGACUUUACACACUCUCAACAGCUGCAUUCUCAACAGCUGCACUCUCAACAGCUAGUGCUGCUAGAAAAACAACAGCAGCAGCAGCUAGCAAAAGCUGGGACCCAGCCAACUGUAGAGAGGGCAGCCAACGCCUCGAAAAGAUCGACCGUAGCAUGUGCGCCGGCCACGGUUCGCGUGAAGCCUACAGAGAAAGUUAGUGCACUGCCGCGUCGGUCUACGUCUCUUGUGGUACGGGAGAAGAGCUUAGAUGAGCCAACCAAGGCAUCUCUGAGCCGUCGGUCGGGUCUUGGCGUGUUCAUGUCGAAAGCUGGUAGCACCCUGGCGACGGUCGCCAAGUCAUCAAUUGGAUCAUCAAAAACGCCUACAAUUCCCAAGUUCGAGUUACCAGGUAAGGCUGUAGCUCGACGCUUGAAGGAAGUUCGUGACGCCCGCGAAGCACAGCAAGCCGCGGCUCACAAGGCAUUGGAAGCUCCUCCUGCCAAGCCCAGAACCAGCAAGACUUUGCCCAGGCCUACCUUUGAGCUGCCUGGAGAUACCAUCUCCCGGCGGAAGAAGGAGGAAAACGAGGCAAAGUUGAAGGCCCAGGAAGAAGAGCAGCGCAAGAAACGGGAAUUCAAGGCAAGGCCAGCAAAGCCAAGCUCUACACCCAGCACGCUUCCCCGGGACACGGUGGCAAGUCGGGCUCGCCAAGCCAAAAUCCAGGAAGAGACUGCAGAGAGAUUGGCUGCCUCGUUGCAUAAGGUCAAGCGGCUAUCGCUGGGUCUUGUGCGCGAUGAGCCUACGACACCCACGCUAAUCAAGACGGAGAAGAAGCGCGGCGGGCGUAGCUCCAUGAUGGCGGCCGCUGAAGAGAUCAAUAGGACUGUUCUAGCAUCAUUGGGCAGCUCGACUAAGAAUAAGAAUCUUUUGUCCAUCGGAGGCAUGAUGUCGCGGCUGAAACCCCGAAGCAAGGAGAUCCAGGCACAAGACACUGCAAGCAUCAACGAGAGGAAGAGCUGUGAGAUCAGCGAAAGACCGAUGACAGCUAAAGCAGCCAGAGACGAGGCUGCUGAGCACUCUAGGAAGGCGAGCCGAGAGUGGGCAGAGAGAAAGCACCGUAAGGAGACGUCACCUCUGAAGCGGGAAGCGGAACCGUAA